CCACAACCUGUAGCAACUGGUCCCCCGCCAUAAUAAUAAAAACAAACCGCGCUAUAAUUAUCUGGGACGGUCAUUUUUCUGCGGCGUGUGCCCCUCUCGUACCUUUGCCCUCCAAACGCCAAAUGCCAAACAACCCCAAGCCCGGCCAGGUGUCUCGCAGCUUCCCCCCCUUCGACAUCUUCCCAGUCCUAGUCCAAGUCCAAGUCCAAGUCCAAGCUUCCAACCACACUCCGCAGCUCCCAAGCACUUGGCGGCAUCUGCCUCGUCUUAACUGGAACUUCAUGAUCUUGCCCUCUUCCUCCUCCUUUCCCUUCCUCUUCACCUAUACCCUCUGAUUACGCGCGCACGGCCGAUCUACUCGUACGAUUAUCCCUUGAACAUAUUACGACCAUCUUUGCUGAAUAUCCCCCUCCCCCUCCCUCUCCCUUCCACCAACGUCGCCGCGCCACGCCGACUGACCCUCUCACCCGUUUGAAGGGCCGCCUCCCGUCUCCCUUCCUCCCCCAUUGACUCCGAGACCCCGACAACCCGUCAACAUAACCACUGCCACCAUCGUCCUACGCCGUAAACAUGGCUCCCACGGCUACUAAGAAGAAGAUCGCCGUCAUGACUUCGGGAGGUGACUCCCCAGGCAUGAAUGGUGUAGUGCGCGCUGUAGUCCGAACCGCCCUCCACAUGGGAUGCGAACCCUACUGCAUCUACGACGGGUACGAGGGCUUGGUAGUGGGCGGCGACCAGAUCCGCAAGGCAUCAUGGGGAGAUGUGCGCAACUACCUCGGACAGGGCGGUACUCUGAUCGGAACCCGCCGCUGCAUGGCCUUUUACGAACGCCCCGGCCGGUUGACCGCCGCCAAGAACAUGAUCCUCCACGGCAUCGACGCCCUCAUCAUCUGCGGUGGUGACGGUUCCUUGACUGGUGCCGACAAGUUCCGCGCCGAGUGGCCUUCUCUGAUCGACGAGCUCGUUUCCUCCGGUCAGCUCAAGAAGGCUCAGGUCGACCCCUACAGGCACCUCAACAUUGUCGGUUUGGUCGGCUCCAUUGACAAUGACAUGUCUGGCACUGAUGCCACCAUUGGAUGUUACUCGGCUCUCGAGCGCAUCUGCGAGAUGGUCGACUACAUCGAGGCCACCGCCUCUUCCCACUCAAGGGCCUUCGUCAUCGAGGUCAUGGGGCGCCAUUGCGGCUGGCUGGCCCUCAUGGCCGGCGUUGCGACUGGUGCCGACUUCAUCUUCAUUCCCGAGAAGCCUAGGGAGGAGAACUGGGAGCAAGAAAUGUGUAAUAUCGUCAAGAGGCACCGAAGCUUUGGAAAGCGCAAGACCAUCGUAAUCAUCGCCGAGGGUGCCCACGACAGCAAUGGCAAGAAGAUCAGCUCCGAAAUGGUCAAGGACCUGCUCGCCGACAAGAAUGGACUUGCUCUGGAUACCCGCAUUACAACUCUUGGUCAUGUUCAGCGAGGUGGCACCGCGGUGGCUUACGACAGAAUGCUGGCCACGCUGCAGGGCGUCGAGGCCGUCAAGGCAGUCCUCGAAGCUACCCCUGAAACCGAAACCUGCUUCAUCGCCAUCACUGAGAACCAGAUCUGCCGCAAGCCGCUCAUGCAAGCCGUCAAAGACACCAAGGAGGUCGCAAAGGCCGUAGACGAGAAGAACUUUGAGAAGGCAAUGUCCCUCCGUGACACAGAGUUCGCAGAAAUGUUCAGCUCUUACAUGAUGACCACGAACGUCAGGGUGGACGACCAUCAUCUGCCUGAAAAGGAGAGGAUGAAGAUUGGUUUCAUCAACGUCGGCGCCCCCGCUGGUGGCAUGAACGCCGCUGUGCGGGCGGGUAUCGCCUACUGUCUCUCGCGCGGUCAUGAGCCCAUCGCCAUCCACAACGGCUUUGCCGGUUUCGCCAGACACCAUGGCGAUAAGCCCGUCGGUGCGGUGCGACCUUUCGACUGGCUGGAGGUUGACAGCUGGGCCAGCAAGGGAGGAUCCGAGAUUGGCACCAACCGAGAGCUUCCCUCCGAGUCUGGCAUGGAGCUCAUCGCUAACCUCAUCGAGAAGUACGAGUUCGACGGUCUGUUCCUGGUUGGUGGCUUCGAAGCAUACCACGCCGUUUCGCAGCUGCGCAAAGCGAGAGAGCUGUACCCCUCGCUGUGCAUCCCCAUGGUUCUCUUGCCGGCCACGAUUUCCAACAACGUUCCCGGGUCAGAGUACUCGCUUGGUUCCGACACGUGCUUGAACGAGCUCGUCCAGUACUGCGACAAGAUCAAGCAGUCGGCCUCGGCCACCCGUCGUCGUGUGUUCGUCGUCGAGACCCAGGGUGGAAAGUCCGGUUACGUCGCGACCCUGGCCGGUCUCAGUGUUGGCGCGAGCGCUGUCUACACGCCGGAGGAGGGUAUGGACCUCGAGAUGCUGGCUGCCGACGUCCGCCAUCUUCGUGAGGUCUUCGCCAAGGACAAGGGCCAGUCCUCGUCCGGUCGCCUGAUUCUCAUCAACGAGAAGGCCGACGACGUCUUCAACGCCAAGCUCAUUGCGGACAUCAUCCGCAAGGAGGCGCGUGGCCGGUUCGAAUCCCGCGACAGUAUCCCGGGCCACGUUCAGCAGGGUGGCGUUCCCUCGCCCAUGGACAGGUGUCGCGCCGUCAGGUUGGCUAUCAAGUGCAUGCAGCACCUCGAGGAGUUCCGGCCCAAGUCGCAUAACAGGUGCAAGAGGGACCCCAUGAGCGCCUCAGUCAUUGGCAUCAAGGGUGCCCAGGUCACCUUCACCCCCAUCCUGGACCUCGAGGACCACGAGACGGACUGGAAGAACCGUCGGCCCAAGAACGUUCACUGGGCGCAUAUGGGUGACGUGGUCAACAUGCUCUCGGGCAGGCCCGCCCACCACAAGCCCGAGCAGAGCCUCACCGGAUUGAAGGCCAAGGACGUCAAGAGAGGUCUUGAUGACUGAGAUAGACGCAGACACACAGGGAGUGAGCGAGUUAGAUUCUAAUACGGGAGGGAUACAUAAAAAAGAGAACCGCGAGGGAGGAAUAGGGUGCUACUUGAUUCAGCCGAGGGGAAACGGGCGCGUCGGGGUUUGGCUUUGAUUACCUAGGGAACUUGAUCAACGAAUACAUAUUUUCUGUCAGACGACACGCGCGAGCGACUCUCCGCAGGCCGAUGGUUUUAACUGCCCGUUACUUCUCUACCAACACUGACCUUCAUCUC
Messenger RNA from Colletotrichum destructivum, 3191 nucleotides. Its product is annotated as Putative Phosphofructokinase domain-containing protein. NCBI's taxonomy places the organism in Eukaryota, Fungi, Ascomycota, Sordariomycetes, Glomerellales, Glomerellaceae. Gene Ontology annotation, molecular function: AMP binding; identical protein binding; 6-phosphofructokinase activity. Gene Ontology annotation, biological process: fructose 1,6-bisphosphate metabolic process; fructose 6-phosphate metabolic process; canonical glycolysis. Gene Ontology annotation, cellular component: 6-phosphofructokinase complex; cytoplasm; mitochondrion. Bases 571 to 2931 code for a protein of 786 amino acids. The transcript has 3 exons. The record is from RefSeq and is a predicted model, not a curated record.